CAAAACCCUAAUUUGUGCGUUGCAGACAAAGAAGAAGAAGAAGAAAAUGGCGACAGUACCAGGGCCACUCAUAUGGGAGAUCGUGAAGAAGAACAACUCUUUCUUGGUGAAGGAGUUUGGAAACAACACUCAGAGUGUUCAAUUCAGCAGAGAGAGUAACAAUCUCUACAACCUUAACUCCUACAAAUUCUCUGGUCUGGCAAACAAGAAAACUGUGACCAUUCAGCCUGCUGGUAAAGAUCAGUCAGUGUUGUUGGCUACAACAAAGCCAAGGAAGCAGAACAAGCCUUCUGCUUUGUCUCACAAAUCUAUCAUGAAGAAGGAGUUCCGCAGGAUGGCUAAGGCUGUUCAGAAUCAGGUGUCAGAUAAUUACUACAGGCCUGAUCUGAAGAAGGCAGCUCUUGCAAGGUUGAGUGCAGUUCAUAGAAGCCUCAAAGUUGCCAAGUCCGGUGUCAAGAAGAGGAACAGACAGGCUUAGUUAAUCUAGAACAGUUUCUGUCAUAGCCCUAUCCUGAGUUUUUGAAAUCCAGUUAUUUUUGUGCUUUUGAACCUUUGUUUUUGGUACAUCAUUUUGUUUUUCUAUGACUUGUCAUAUGAGUUUUGAAAUGCAAUUAUUUAUAAACCAGAACUUAGCUUGUUAUAGCUUUCAGAAUUGUUUUUCUUUUGUCUUCGUAUAACUAUUUCAUUCUUUUCAA
Messenger RNA from Medicago truncatula (barrel medic), 695 nucleotides. RefSeq names its product 60S ribosomal protein L28-2. Gene Ontology annotation, biological process: translation. Gene Ontology annotation, molecular function: structural constituent of ribosome. Lineage: Eukaryota; Viridiplantae; Streptophyta; Magnoliopsida; Fabales; Fabaceae. The record is from RefSeq and is a predicted model, not a curated record. Bases 47 to 478 code for a protein of 143 amino acids. The transcript is spliced from 3 exons. Gene Ontology annotation, cellular component: ribosome.